Messenger RNA from Amphibalanus amphitrite, 2420 nucleotides. RefSeq lists its product as uncharacterized. Gene Ontology annotation, biological process: monoatomic ion transmembrane transport; proteolysis. Gene Ontology annotation, molecular function: extracellular ligand-gated monoatomic ion channel activity; transmembrane signaling receptor activity; aspartic-type endopeptidase activity. Gene Ontology annotation, cellular component: membrane. NCBI's taxonomy places the organism in Eukaryota, Metazoa, Arthropoda, Thecostraca, Balanomorpha, Balanidae. The record is from RefSeq and is a predicted model, not a curated record. The transcript is spliced from 11 exons. The coding region runs from base 52 to 2169 and encodes 705 amino acids.
GCGUAUGACAACAGCCCGAUACCUUCAAGUAAACGUUCGGGAUUUUUAGUAAUGAACUUGCAUGCUGCAAAGGGUAUAAAUAUUUGGCCGAUUUUGUUUCAGGAGUAUAGUGUUCAGUUGAUCUUCAGAGAAAAAUGGUUCGACGAGAGACUGAAGUUCAACAACAUGAAUGGUCGGGUCGAGUUUCUGACCCUCACCGAUCCGGAGAAAAUCUGGAUGCCCGACCUGUUCUUCAAGAACGAAAAGACGGGCCAGCUGCACGAGAUCACCAUGCCCAACAUGUAUAUCAGAAUUUUCUCAGAUGGCGGUGUUCUCUACAGUGUAAGGAUAUCGCUGACACUGUCGUGUCCGAUGGACCUGAAGCUCUAUCCGCUCGACAAACAGACGUGCUCGCUCAAAAUGGCCAGCUAUGCUUGGAAGACGGAUGACUUGAUAUUUGUGUGGAAGGAAGAUGACCCAGUGCAAAUUGACGACGGUCUUCAUCUGCCAAGGUUUACACUGGAGAAAUUUCAGACCGCCUAUUGUAACAGCAAAACAAACACAGGCGAGUACAGCUGCCUGACGGUGGACCUGCUGUUCAAGCGCGAGUUCUCCUACUACCUGAUCCAGAUCUACGUGCCCUGCUGCAUGCUGGUGAUCGUGUCGUGGGUGUCGUUCUGGCUGGACCAGAACGCCGUGCCGGCGCGCGUCUCACUGGGCGUCACCACGCUGCUCACCAUGGCCACCCAGACGUCCGGCAUCAACGCCGCCCUGCCGCCCGUCUCCUACACAAAGGCCAUCGACGUGUGGACCGGCGUGUGCCUCAUGUUUGUGUUCGGCGCCAUGCUCGAGUUCGCGCUGGUCAACUACGCCAGUCGCUCGGACAUGCACCGCGAGACGCUGAAGCGAGGUCGGCGGCAGCAGAUGGAGCUCGAUCACCAGACGGCUCUGGGCGAGCUGGGCGAUCACACGGACGACGGACAGACUGCCUACGCCAUGAAACCUCUAAUGCAUCGAGGAGAGAGGCGAUUCGACAAGGGCGCGCGACACUGCGAGAUCCACAUGCAAGUGGGGAAAAAGCAGGGCUGCUGCCAAAGCUGGCUCUCAAAAGUUGCCAUGCUGCGUGUUCUACUGGCCCUGGCGUGUCUCGGCGCCCUGCAGGCGGCAGCCGUGCCCGACAGGACCGCUGGAUAUAGCGUCAUCUCUUUGCCGCUGAAAGACGUCCUUGUCAACGGCCAGCAGUCGUUUGUGGGUGUGAUCGGGAUAGGCACCCCCGAUCAGUCCAUGACGGUCACUGUGGACAUCAGUAGCCGGCUGACCUACGUGCCAUCGGUCAACUGCAGCGACCCGUUCUGCACGGGACACCGCCGCUACGACUCCGCCGCCUCCUCCACAUACGAGGCUGACGGCACUCCGUUCGAGCUGCCGUACGGACAGAACGCCAGCGGCGUGCUCUCCAAGGAUUCGAUCAGCGUGGCGGGCGCCACUGUGCAGGGCCAGACGUUCGGCGAGGCCACAGCCGUCUGGAACAGCUACUCGGUGCAGGCGCCCAACGACGGCGUGCUGGGGCUGGGCUUCUCGCUGCAGCCGGACCGGGUUCCCUCCAUCCUGGACACGAUGAAGUCGCAGGACCUGAUCGGCCAGCGUCUGAUGGGCCUCUGGCUGGGCCGGGACGGAGCCGGAGGGGAGCUGUCUCUGGGCGGCCUCAACAGCGCCCGCUACAGCGGCGAGCUGGUGUGGGCGACCACCCUGCAGAAUCCGGACGGCUGGGUGGUCAUGACGGAGAGCUUUGACGUCGGAGAGACGAGCCUCUGCACCGGCAACUGUCUGGUCAACGCCAACAGCCUCAACCCCUACUUCUUCAUGUCGAUGGAGAUGGCCAAGACGGUCAACGAUGCGAUUGGAGGUAUAGACAUCGGCCAGCCGGGCGUGGUCGCACUCAACUGCACCUCCGUCAGCACGCUGCCCUCCUUGAAGAUGACGAUCGCUGGCCGCUCCCUGGAGAUGAGCCCCCUUGAGUAUGUGUUUGUCAUCCCUCUCGAGGGAGGUGCGGAGAUGUGUAUUUCCGGGUUCGUCGGGCUGCCUCAAUUCAUCGACAACUACGUGAGUCUCGGAACAAUGUUCAUGCAGAAGUUUUACACGGUGUUCGAUGCGGAUAACUUGCGAAUGGGAUUUGCUGAUUCCGCCUAGGUCGAGACCAUAAACUCUCUCUAUAUACAUACCUAGUGUCCUUUUAAACCAAAUGCUCUUGAUCACUGACCCGAAAACUUGAGCACAUAUUUCAUUCUUCCUUAGCAUUUCCUUGUAUUCAUUACUUUUGAAUUGAUGUUGACUCAAGAGUCAUGAUGACUCAUUUCAUUGGUUUGAGGGAAUGUGAGAUUGUGUGAGACAAAUUUUGAUCGUUCGACUUGAUGAUGAAAUAAAGAUAGCAAGCAAAUGGC